CUAAUAUAGAAUAUAUAAUUCUACUUUUAUAUAUGUGAAUGGAUUGAUUGGAUUGUUUAUGAAUAGUGAAAUGCCUAUGAUUAUUUCAUUACAACUUACUUCUCCAGAACCAAACACCUUCCUUGCAAGUAGAUGCUGUAACAACAGUUGAUUCAACCCUCUAAUACUUCUUAUACGUUUUUAGUAUUUAUUAGUCUGUACAUGGCCGAGCUCAAUGCCCUCUUUUGAAAAUUUGUCCUUCCAUAUAGAAGGUCCAACCAGCAUGUUUGUUUCAAUUGUUCUCAGUUCUUGUCUUUUGGGAUUAUUUUUUGGAGUUUUGUUUUACACCUAUUUAACUCGUUCACAUUGCCCACGCAAGCAGAUUGAAGGUGAAAACCGUUGUGUAUAUACAGCAAAUGGCCGCAAAAAAUAUAUGACAUUGAAGAAGAACUGUGAUGAUGAUGAAAUACGACUUACAGUGAUUGUUCCCGCAUACAAUGAAUCAGAUAGAAUAGUGGAUAUGUUAAAAGAAACUGUGGAUCAUCUAGAGAAACACUAUCGGUCUUUGGGGGAUCGAGGAGAGAGGCAAUGGGAAGUUCUUGUUAUCGAUGACGAGAGUACGGACUCAACGGUAGACUCUGUAUUACGAUUUUCUAGUUCACUCGAUUUGGGCGAUCAUGUGCGUGUCUGUUCACUCAAGAAAAAUCGGGGAAAAGGAGGUGCAGUAACUUGGGGUAUGCUUCAUGCUCGUGGACAAUAUGCAAUUUUUGCGGAUGCUGAUGGUGCUUCCAGGUUUUCCGAUAUUGAACGUUUAUUUGAACACAUGCCCAAAAAUGCUACUGGAGGUGUUGUCAUUGGUUCUCGUGCUCAUAUGGUAAACACUGAAGCGGUUGUUAAGCGUUCAUUCAUACGUAAUUUUUUGAUGCAUUCUUUUCACAAAUUGUUGCAAAUUCUGGGAGUUCGUGAGAUUGGCGACACGCAAUGUGGGUUCAAACUGUUUUCGCGCUUCGCUUAUCGAAAUAUAUACUCUAAAAUGCAUGUUGAAGGUUGGAUCUUUGAUAUUGAAGUCUUAACCUUGGCUCGUUUUCUCCAAUUACCGAUUUACGAAAUUCCCAUUACUUGGCAUGAAGUCGGUGGUAGCAAAAUGACUUUAUUAAAAGACAGUAUUCGUAUGGCCAUCGAUUUGCUAGUGAUUCGAUUGAAUUAUUCCUUUGGCAUUUGGGAACGGCCAAAGCCUAAGUAUGCGUAAUGAUUUUCAGAAAAUUUGCGGACUGCUGUUUCCUGUGUACAUGUCUAAUGCUAUUUUUUCGUUCGAUAUAUUGGCUUCUGUGUCAUUAUAUUCCAUUUUAUUUCAGUAUCGUUUGAAAGAAAAACCCACUAAAUCUUUGAUGAGCGACUCUCUUUUCUUUCGCUACAAGCGAUUUCUGAUCAUUCGUUUUUAGUGGCCAAGGGACAUAAUGUUCAGAAGGCUUUUAAGAAGGUAACGUUCUUGUAAAGCUUACGCGUAAAUUUAUGGUCCGUCUUAUUCUAAUGUUUAUUAUCUUUUUUUAUUACACAAUACAUGCAGGUUCAUCUUUGGUUCAUCGUUUUAGGAAGCAGGCAAAGAGUGAUCGCAUGGCAACUCUGUUACAUAAGGGCAGACUAUUCUCACCGUACCUUAUGAUGAUUAUAUAUACAAACGUGUGUUGUUUUAUUUUUCCUGCUGCUGCCUCGAACUUGGAUUUGUGAGAUGAAGCUGGCUUGUUGAUGAAUCCCAUUUAAUUUUUCUUUUUAUCCUUUACAAAAUAAAAAGAGAAAUAUAAGAACCUGCUGGCUCAGGAAUAUGCCAAUUGCCAGGGAAAUUAAUCCAUAAAUAUAUAUUUAUAUAUACUGGUUUUAUUUAUAGAAAAUUAUAAUUAUAUUACUAUGUACAUUCUGUUAAAAUUUACUUCCUUUAUGACAGGCAA
This is a messenger RNA of Schizosaccharomyces cryophilus OY26, 1925 nucleotides long. Its product is annotated as dolichyl-phosphate beta-glucosyltransferase Alg5. NCBI's taxonomy places the organism in Eukaryota, Fungi, Ascomycota, Schizosaccharomycetes, Schizosaccharomycetales, Schizosaccharomycetaceae. The record is from RefSeq and is a predicted model, not a curated record. Bases 215 to 1228 code for a protein of 337 amino acids. Gene Ontology annotation, cellular component: endoplasmic reticulum membrane. The transcript is spliced from 2 exons.